UGGAGUUGGAAAAAUUUUUGCAGUAAAAAAACCACGCCGGAGUUUUAGAUUGCUAAGAAGACCAUUCGUAUUGCGAAGGCAAAUGCGCGUCAUUGUAUCCUGGAAACGUGGAAGAAGUCCGAAUCAGGAGUGUGACGACUGCUUACCUAUCUCAAAAAGAAUAACAAGACUGAAUAUACAAGCAAGUAGACACAGCAUCGAUAAGAAAGAGUCCUUGACAGAAAUACCACAACCAGGUAGUUCAAAUGGCAGUGUUCCAGUAAGUCCAGAAGUCCAGUUACCAUGGCAACACUGUUGUCAAAGAGGUCCAUAUCAAGGAAACAACAAUAAUCUGAAUUAUCUCCCCUGUGGUUCUAGUCAAUGUGACACUGUACAAGGGUUAAGUACCACCAAAAAUGGCUUACAAGAAUACGCUGUUCAUCACGGAAUCCCUAAAGAAGACUUUAAUGGCUACAAACCUGAGUUAACGCAGACUGAAAACCCGCACUAUUAUCAGAUCAAUAGUGUGCUUUAUAGAGCGCACCUUGAAAAGGCGAGUCGGCAAGGCAUGCAGCUUAAAGAGUGACUUGUGUCAUAAUUAACAAAUAAUGAACCUCAGCAUUUGUCUUUCAAUUGUUUCAUUGUCAUUUUUGUAUAUUUAUGCAUUUUUGUUAUGGCAGUUAGUUGUUAUUUAGUUCAUAUUGUGUUGUAAGUAAGCUAUAUGGUGUUGGAGGAAUGUCCUGUAGCCAUUGUCUCACAUUGUAUUUUGCUUAGAAUUAAUUUAAGUAAUAUGUUAACUACUAUUAUAUAAUAUGACGUGUCAUAAAAUCCUAUUUUUUCCUGGUAAAAUUACAUUGAAGUCAUUGAUUUUGUUUCAUGCUUCGUGUGAAGUUGUUUAACUGUUAUGUAACUACAUAAUUAUUAGGAAUUAUUUAGUUUGAAAUAUCAUUUCAGUUAGCAUUUUUGGCUGAAUGUUAGUUAAUCUUAUUUAAAAAUCUAGAUUUACUGAAUAAAUAAUGUGUAAAGAAUUAACUUCAUUGAAGAGUCAGGUUUUGCUCUGACCUUUUUUAGCUCCAUUGAAUAAUACAUUUCUCUUGUUUGAUUUAGCUUUAGUGAACAGUUAUACUUUGCUCUAGCCUAAUUUAGCUUCUCUGAACAGUCAGACUUUGUUCUAGUCUGAAUUAGCUCCCCUGAACAGUCAGACUUUGUUCUAGCCUGAUUUAGCUCCCCUGAACAGUCAGACUUUGUUCUAGCCUGAUUUAGCUCCCCAUAACAGUCAGACUUUUUUCUAGCCUGAUUUAGCUUUCCAUAACAGUCAAGACUUUGUUCUAGUGGGAUUUAGCUUCCCAUAACAUUCAGACUUUGUUCUAGCCUGAUUUAGCUCCCCUGAAUAGUCUCACUUUGUUCUAGCAUGAUUUAGCUCCCCUGAAUAGUCAGACUUUGUUCUAGUGUGAUCCCCAUAAAUGUCAAGACUUUGUUCUAGCCUGAUUUAGCUCCCCUGAAUAGUCUGACUUUGUUCUAGAUUGAUUUAGCUCCUCAUAACAUUCAGACUUUGUUCUAGCAUGAUUUAGCUUCCCUGAAUAGUCUUUGUUCUAGCCUGAUUUAGCUCCCUAUUACAGUCAGACUUUGUUCUAGCAUGAUUUAGCUCCCCAUAACAGUCAAGACAUUGUUCUAGCCUGAAAUAGCUACCUGAACAGUCAGACUGUUCUAGCCUGAUUUAACUACCUUGAACAGUCUGACUUUGUUCUAGCCUGAUUUAGUUGUCCCGAACAGUUAAGACUUUGUUCUAGCCAGAUUUAGCGCCCAAUAACAUUCAGACUUUGUUCUAGCAUGAUUUAGCUCCCCUGAAUAGACUUUGUUCUAGCCUGAUUUAGCUCCCCAUAACAGUCGGACUUUGUUCUAGCUUGAUUUAGCUCCCCAUAACAUUCAGACUUUGUUCUAGCUUGAUUUAGCUUCCCUGAAUAGUCUCACUUUGUUCUAGCCUGAAAUAGCUACCCUGAACAGUAAGACUCAGUUCUAGCCCGAUUUAGCUGCCCUGAACAGUCAAGAAUUUGUUCUAGCUUGAUUUAGCUGUCCUGAACAGUCAGACUUUAUUCUAGCUGGAUUUAGUUGCCCUGGACAGUUAAGACUUUGUUCUAGCCUAAUUUAGAUUCUCUGAUCAGUCAGACUUUGUUCUAGUCAGAUUUAGCUUCCCGUAACGGUCAACUUUUGUCAUACCUUGUUCCAGUCUUAGCUUUAGUUACAGUCGGGAUUUACUCCACUGAACAAUCUAACUUUGCUCUGGCCAUAUUUAUCUUCAUUUGAACUGUUUUUUAUGCCCCCGAAGGGAGGCAUAUAGUUUUUGAACCGUCUGUCUGUCUGUCGGUCUGUCCGCAAUUUUCGUGUCCGGUCCAUAUCUUUGUCAUCGAUGGAUGGAUUUUCAAAUAACUUGGCAUUAAUGUGUACCACAGUAAGACGACGUGUCACACGCAAGACCCAGGUCCGUAGCUCAAAGGUCAAGGUCACACUUAGACGUUAAAGGUCAUUUUUCAUGAUAGUGCAUUGAUGGGCAUGUCCGGUCCAUAUCUUUGUCAUUCAUGCAUGGAUUUUAAAAUAACUAUGCAUGAAUGUGUGACACAGUAAGAAGAUGUGUCGCGCGCAAGACCCAGCUCCGUAGGUCAAAGGUCCUAAACUCUAACAUCGGCCAUAACUAUUCAUUCAAAGUGCAAUCUGGGGCAUAUUUCAUCCUGUGGAGACAUCUCUUGUUUUUUCAUCUUUCAUUUAGCCUGAUAAGAUCCAUUGGACAGUCAUUAAAUGCACUUGUUUGAUUUAAGCUUUACUGACUGCAGCUGAACAGUUAUACUUUACUCUAGCCAGAUUUAGCUCCCCUGAAACAAAAUGUUAGCAAGCUAGCAUCUCAGUAACUAUAAAUCACCUUGGAAUGAAACUUCACACACUUCUUUGCCAUGUUAAUGCCAGCUGAAUGACAUAGGUUAUAUAACUCUUGCUAUGACUGAUGAAAUUAUGCCCCUAUUUGUACUUGCUUUUUUCAACAAAAAUUCUGGAUGAAAUUGUCAGCGAGUUAGUUACUCAGUAACUACAAUCAUAAGUCACUGUACACUUGUCUUUGCCAUCAUAAUUCAAAUAGUAUGAACUAAGUUUCAUAGCUCUGAUGCCAUUUUGAUGAUAUUAUAUUCCUGUUUUAUACUUGGAAUUUUUGUAUACAAAUAUUUCAAGCUUAUGUUCCUUUUGUCUUUCUGGGGUAUAUUCUGUUAUUCUCUGCCCCCCUCCACCACCACCUCACUGCAGUCACCAACAAGCAAAUAUUUUCUACCCCCACAAAAGGCAGAGGGAUACAGCUUUAGCGUUGUCCAUAUUCGUAUCCAAUAGAAGACAUUAUUUGUAGUAUUCAAGUAGAACUUGAUAGACUUGAUAUUCUGUCAUUAAGAGAGAUAAUAUCACAUACAUGCUUUGAAUAUUGCAAUAAAAAAGAAACGCUAAUUGAUAUGGAGUCAAAUCUAAGACUUUGUUUGAAGGAUUCCAAUAAAACAUGUUUAUAUAAUAGAAAUGUUUUAAAUUUUUCUUCCUUGUCCAAGCUUUGGGGAGCUCUUGUUUAGGUACUUGAUAACAUGUAAAUGUUUUACAUCAUUCUUGGUAACAUAAACAAUUUGGAAAGAUGGUAAUAGGAAAUUUUAGCAAUUUUUUUGUAACAUUUCAAUUUUUAAUAUAAAUAGAUCAGUUUUGAAUUUAUCAUUAAGAAUCAAUUUUGCUGUUAGUAUUUGCCUUUUAAUAUUUUUAACUAGAACUUUAUUAUAUGAUACAAAGAAAGAAUCCUGAUUAAGUUUGUUUAUAUCUUUUGUUGUUGUUGUUUGGUUUUUCAAUUGAGAAGUCAUUGUUAGAAUGUUUAUUUUAUAUUGACCUAGCUAUAAAUCUUUUUUUUUUUUUGUUAUUGAACGUCUGAUAAAUCUCAGUGAUUUCAUUCUAUUGAAAGCAGUACUUACUUUUGUUUUACUUCGGGUUGUUACAAAAUGCAUGUUAGUGUUCAAAUAUCAGAAAUAUUAUCUUCAAAGGAAAACAAGAAGGAGAUUAUGUUGGCAGUAAUAAGAUAGUUUUUAAGAGGUAUCAAGAUACCAGUAAGAUAUUCCAGUGAAUUUGAGUUAAAAAUAUAAUCCUAUAUUUCUUUAUAAAAAUUACUUAAUACAUUACUUCUUUUCACUUGAACUGAAUCCCUUAUAUAACUUGUUUACUGGAUCAAACUUUAUACUUCUAAAUGCUCAGUCUUCUGGGUUUGACCACUGUUAUAACUUUAUACAUUUAGUUCAUAAUUCUGCGGACAAAACAUUAUUAAGAAUUGUUCACAAAGUUCUACCCGAUAUUCCUUUUUAGUGUUAUGUCUAAUCAACUUACUUUAACAGAAGUAGGAGUCAUUUACAUUGUAUAUACAUUCUCGCAUCGUUUUCACAGAGCUUCAAAGAGUAAACCUGGUGCAUAUUAACCAUUUAUGUAAUUUAUUUGAAAGUGAAUAAAAUUAAACUAUUAA
This is a messenger RNA of Mercenaria mercenaria, 4498 nucleotides long. RefSeq lists its product as uncharacterized. The coding region runs from base 83 to 565 and encodes 160 amino acids. The record is from RefSeq and is a predicted model, not a curated record. The transcript is spliced from 4 exons. Lineage: Eukaryota; Metazoa; Mollusca; Bivalvia; Venerida; Veneridae.